AUUAAAAGACGGUGCUGGUGGGAUUUCAGAGACACCGAGCCUGAAGAUUUACAGAGGACGAUUCUGAGGGGUUUUGGCUGCUGACCUCAGGUGGAGGACCUGCCAUGAAGCCCCUGGAGCAGAGGCAGCUCCCCAGGACGGUGCUGUGUGCCCUGUGCGUGCUGGCCGUGCUGUCCCCGGCCGAGGUGCUCUCGGAGGAGAUCAAGGAGCAGCUCAGGGCGUCCGUGGCCAGGAUCGCCGUCAACUCCACGCCCUGCAGCGUCACCUGCGGGCCGGGCCUCAGGGUGGAGGAGAUGUGUGAGGUGACUCCAGCCGGGGAGAGGAGGAACUGCUCCCUGGUGGGCUCCUACUGCCUGGUGGGCUCCCUGUGCGGGCUCCGGCACCUCCGCGCGCCCGCAGGGCGGCCCCUGCGCCUCACCUGCCUGGCCCCCGGCGCCCCCCGGCCCGGCAACCACACCUACCGCUACACCUGGGGCCUGGCCCGAGGCCUCAUCACCACCAACGACCUCCUGUUCCAGCCCCUGAGGAACUCCAGCCCUGCCCUGGCGUUCUCCCCGGCGCGGGAGGCGCACGCCGGCACCUACCGCUGCGACGUGCGGCUGCUGGGCGGCCCCAAGCUCGUCAAGAGGGUCUACUUCGGCCUCAGGGUGAUCCCCGGGGACCUGGUGGAUCUCAGCUUCCAGCAGGCCUCGAGCUGGGAGCAGAAGUUGGUGGCCCACCUGCAGGAGGGGAACGGCAGCCGGGAAGGGCAGGAGCGGUUCUGGCGGCAGGAGGAGUUUUACGAAGCUGCGCUGGGGAUUGGGAGCGGAGUGGUGGGGGGAAUCCUGCUGAGCCUCCUGCUCUGCUGCCUCCAGAGGCUCUGGAGGAGGAGAGGAGCGGAGAAAUGA
Molecule: messenger RNA, 887 nt
Organism: Myiozetetes cayanensis
Lineage: Eukaryota; Metazoa; Chordata; Aves; Passeriformes; Tyrannidae
Gene: TMEM81
Product: transmembrane protein 81
Source: RefSeq, a predicted model, not a curated record